This is a messenger RNA of Mya arenaria, 2874 nucleotides long. RefSeq names its product atypical kinase COQ8B, mitochondrial-like. Lineage: Eukaryota; Metazoa; Mollusca; Bivalvia; Myida; Myidae. Bases 145 to 2244 code for a protein of 699 amino acids. Gene Ontology annotation, cellular component: extrinsic component of mitochondrial inner membrane. Gene Ontology annotation, biological process: ubiquinone biosynthetic process. The transcript has 14 exons. The record is from RefSeq and is a predicted model, not a curated record. Gene Ontology annotation, molecular function: kinase activity.
CUAAGGUAUUCCGAAUGCAGCAAAACACAUGAGUUGUAAGUCAACUGUGUUACACAAGCUUUCAGAGGUUAUACAAGGAUGAUCUUCGGAGAGUUGUAAGAUUAAGGAUCCUUACAGGAGGAACUUAUAAGAUAUAACAUUACAAUGGCUGGACGCGGAGACUUGGCCGGGUUCCUUCGUGGUCUGGGACUGAUUCGACAGGCACUGUCAGAGACAAGCGGGAAAGAGCUGCGGCAUGCCUGGGAAAACUCAAGCCUCAAAUCUGCAGCGGAACAAGCAGGCUCAAGUCUUCAAGACAGUCUGGCAAAUGCUAAGGCACCAAAUGUCGUUGACAUAACAAAGAAUGUAGGUAACACUGCAAAACUGAUGUAUUCCCAGGCAACGGCGGCUGCCAAUGUCAUCCAGAAGAAAACCUCGUCUCCAUCCACUGCAUCGUCAAGUGACUUAAACAUGGACUUUGACAAUGACUUUAACAUCUCCAGUCCCCUUAUGGACACUGGUGACAUAUCUAGUCAAUCACCUCAUACAAAUUCAAUGGAAGCUAGCAGCAUGCCAAAUGUUGACAAUACUGUAACAUCACACAGUGCUGAUGCUAUGUCUGUGUCAGGAAAACCUGAAAAAGAAACUGUGUCAGCAUCAAAAGAAAAAACCGAGCCUCAGGGUCUAAACAUUGAUAUGAAAAUACCUUCAGUAACUUCAAAAGGAACAGUGAAGAAUGAUUCAGAUGAUCCAGUGGUCAAGGCAAAAGCUAGACGGGCAAUUAGACCUAAAUCUAGUCUGGACCUUGCCCAGAGGAAGGAGAUUCUCAGCAGCUUUAAGCCAGAGCUGAGUUCCACAUCUCAAGAACGUAAGGUUCCAUCCUCCAGAAUCGGACGAGUCUACACAUUCGGAAAAAUGGCUGGAAGUCUUGGACUAGGUGCAAUGACAGAGUUCACCAAACAGACCCUGGGUUUCAGUGGCAGUGCUGAUAAAGGUGGAAAAAGUGUUGUGUUGAGUGAAGCUAACGUGAACAUGAUUGUGGACACGUUGUGCCGUGUACGUGGCGCAGCCCUUAAACUCGGACAAAUGCUCAGUCUACAAGACGAGUCACUGAUAAGCCCAGAGUUACAGAAAAUCCUGGAGCGUGUCAGGCAGAGUGCCGAUUAUAUGCCGACCUGGCAGAUGGAGAGAGUUUUGAAGACCGAGUUUGGGGCGGACUGGCGCAGCAAGUUGAUGAGCUUCGAUGAUAAGCCAUUCGCAGCAGCCUCAAUAGGACAGGUGCAUCGAGCAGUUACAUUGGACGGCAAAAAUGUCGCCCUUAAAAUACAGUAUCCUGGUGUCGCCCAGAGUAUUGACAGUGACAUCAACAAUCUCAUGUCCAUCCUCAGUGUGUGGAACUUUAUACCAAAAGGUCUUUAUGUUGACAGUGUGAUUCGUGUAGCGAAAAAGGAGUUGGCUUGGGAAGUGGACUACCUCAGAGAGGCCGAGUGUAGCGACAUAUUCAGGGAUCUAUUGAAGGAUGAUCCUGGAUUCUACAUCCCACAGACAUAUCCAGACCUGAUUACAAGUAAUGUGCUCACCACAGAGUACGUGGAGGGGCUGCCAAUGGACAAGUGCCAGGAACUGGACCAGGGAACAAGGGACUGGUUGGGAAUGAAGUUGCUGGAGCUGUGUCUACGAGAGCUGUUUGAGUUCCGCUUCAUGCAGACAGAUCCCAACUGGUCAAACUUCUUCUAUAAUCCGGCCACUGAACAGGUGAUAUUGCUGGAUUUCGGAGCCACACGUGAGUUCAGUACAAAGUUUGUGGACACCUACAUCGGUAUAAUCCGGGCGGCUGCAGACAAUGAUCGACAAGGGGUACUGGAACAUUCACGUACAUGCGGCUUCCUCACUGGAUAUGAGACCAAGGACAUGGAGGAAGCACACGUGGACUCGGUGAUGAUCCUGGGCGAGGCGUUCCACUGUGAAGGACCCUUCGACUUCCAUAAUCAGGACACCACGCGGCGCAUUCACAGCCUGAUUCCCGUGAUGAUGGACCACCGCCUAACGCCACCCCCGGAAGAGACAUACUCCCUCCACCGCAAGAUGGCCGGCGCAUUCUUACUGUGCUCGAAACUAAAGGCAAAUGUUGACUGCCGCGCUCUUUUUGAGCCAAUCUAUGAGAACUACAAGUUUGGUGUAGAUACAAACUUGUUGUCUGGUAAUGGUAAUGGAGAAACUGACCAAGCAAUACCAGCGGAUGGAAAUCUUGCUGUAACAACAUGAUAGUGUUUGAAAAGACUUAGUUUAAUUGUAAGUUAUUAAUAAUAUGCAAUUCAUGGACAACCAUACUGGAACUUGAUAGCAUUUCAAACAGACUAAGUUUCAUAAUAAGUGAUUAGGAAUAUGCAUUCAUUUACAGCCACUUUAAGUAUGGAAAUGUAUAUUUUUUUGUUUUCGAACAGUGAUUUUUUUUGGGAAUUGUUUUCACCACGUGUUCCUUCCAAGUUCGGAAAAAAAUUGACUUUGGGAAAAAUACAAAGUCAUACUAAAAUAGAAAAUAUAAUAGCAAAUAUACAUGUUUUUACUUUUUGUAUGCAUACAUAAGGCUAUAUAAGAGCUAGAUUUACCAAGAUUUUGUUUAUUUUUUAAUAAAUUCAUUGCUUUUUUAUUCAAUCACAGGAUCUGUAUUUAAUUAAUAGGGAAAAUAUCAUGAAUUUUGAGGGAAGAUGAACACUUUUUCGCAAGGGAAAACAGCCUUGAGAAGCCAGUUAAUUGCAAUAAAAACACACUGUCAAAUAGAAAAGAAGUAUACAAAGAAUAACAAUUAUGUCUGCAUUUUUCAGUCGAUGAUGUUUGAAUCUAUUGUAAAGUCAUGGAGUGUAUAGAGACUCAGAAAUAAACCAUAAAAUGGAA